Messenger RNA from Ochlerotatus camptorhynchus, 3929 nucleotides. RefSeq lists its product as uncharacterized. The transcript is spliced from 3 exons. Gene Ontology annotation, biological process: negative regulation of meiotic nuclear division; regulation of mitotic nuclear division. Lineage: Eukaryota; Metazoa; Arthropoda; Insecta; Diptera; Culicidae. The record is from RefSeq and is a predicted model, not a curated record. Gene Ontology annotation, cellular component: nucleus. Gene Ontology annotation, molecular function: zinc ion binding; protein binding. The coding region runs from base 658 to 3171 and encodes 837 amino acids.
AGCCAUCAACCAGCCACCAUCAUUCUCGCGAACAGCUACAGUGGACACAGCUGAAUGAAUCUCGUUCGCGCUCGGCCAUCAGCUCAAGCAACGUCGUAGAAGAAUAGCUGCUACCUAGCUAGUGGCAAAAAUCUCAACAAGAAGAAAAGAAAAAAAAAAAUAAAAUCAGAUUUUAGUGUUGUGUUUUUUCGGAAUUAAUUAAAAACGAUUUGAUGCGCGGUUUUUGAAGUUGGAUGAAGCUAGCAAUAUUUUUCGGCGAUUGGGCAGCGACGUAGCGGUUCUUUCUGUUCCGACCCGUGAAGUUUCGCGAGGUUCGACGAGUUAGUUCGUGGCAGCGAUUUUUGUCCUCCCACCCGACGUGAUGUAGCAUCGGGAUCCGUCCAGAUUCAGAGUGCUUGCGUGUGUUUUCUUAUUUUUUGUUUUGUUUGCGUCCUUGCGAUCCUUGUUUCGCGGAAGACUGCAUUGUGUGAAAAAGGGUGAGUGAAGAAGAGUGAUAAGAGUGAGUCGUGUUUGGUUGUUGCAUCAAUUAUUGUCAAGCGGAAGUUUUAUGUGAAACAUAAUCAAGGACAAGAGGUGUUUCGCAUUUGUGUGCAUGUUGAUAUAAAAUUGGAUCUUGCAUGCUAGAGGUCACCGAGAGGAGAAGAGCGGGGAAACAAAAUGGAAGAGUCACAACAGCUGCACUUUCCCGUCCAUCACAACUACAAUGGCAAUGGGAACAAUAACAAACCGCUAAAUGUCAGUGGACACGACGGGAGCGGCCAAUUGGCCGACAGUGGCUACACCUCGUACCAUUCGUUCAAUGCAUCCUGUUCGGUCGCUCGAUCGGUGGUGCUGGCCACAAUCGAAGAGGACAAUGAAGCGGACAUUAGUUUUGAGGAAGCACGAUCUUCGGCGGAUAUUUCCCAGGUGACCAGUAACAUACUGACCCCCUCCACUGCAGCCAGUAUUGAGAGAAUCUCGAACUUUCAUCUAACCACACCGAACAGUGCCGGUAAGCAAGUCGAACAGCGUCGCCACCUAGCUCGGAAGCCGACCUAUGAAAAUCUGGUCGAGAAACAUACACCGAAAAAGGCUGGAGAUGUAGGUUGCUUCGGAUUCACGGGAAAAUGCGAUCUAGGUAGCCUGACACCACGAAAAAACAAGGAACCGUCCAAGCGAAAGUUCGGCCAAUUCCGCGAGAAGCUUUACUCCGAUGGGGAUGCUAGGCAGCAGGCUGCAUCUGGCGGGCUGGAUGAUUCCCUUGAAGAGGACUGUAAAAAGUUGGACCAGGGAGAUAUUUCACCUAUAUUUCAUGCUAAACGUCGUAGGAAUUCUGUCAUAGACAAUCUUAUUCGUUCCAGUACUCCGAAGACAGCUAGUCUCAGGUCCAACUUUCACGUAGGAGGUAGAGAAAACAUCGAUUGGGAAGCCGUAGAUCAGGGGAAAGCUCCGGGUCCAAUGCGCAAGCCUCUGCGGAAGUUCCAAAGCUUUAGUCCCAGUAAGAUGCACAGCUAUGGGAAGCGCGAUUCGGUACUGCAGGAAAAGUCGGUCAUCACUAACCGUAAAGCACCACUUAAGCGGCAGAACGCACUGCGGGAAUCUUCACUGAAGCAAGACUCAUCCUCAUUUUCGACCCCACGUAAAUCCAAAGAAUGCUCGGUGGAACAGAGUUUUGAACUAUCGCCCGAGAUUCCCAUCACUCCGCAGACGCAAGCUAACUUCGGUGCUCUUCUGGAUGCUCCCAUCCUGGUUCAAACUUCAGCCGAACCUGACUUAAAAGAAACGUACCUGGACCAAGAAAUUUCGCAAAUACCUUCGUUUGAUGACUAUAGCUGCCCAGUUACCCCAGGAAGACAGAAGCUCCCAUCGGAGGAUUCUUGUGUCAUCCGAGAUGCUCCCGUAAGCAUUGCUGUCAACAUUCCAUCGAUACUCGAAAACGAAUCUCUGCUGCUCGGCUCUCUAACCAUUCCAAAAACACCAACCUCGACAAACAAAUCCCGUAACAGAGUGAAGCGUCUCUCUUCGACGAAAAAAGACAAACCCCGCAGCAAACCGCCUUCCCCGAUCCAUCGGGCCCAACCCGUCAUUCCGGGAUCGAACCGCCCAUCGUACGUGGGCGUGGAGCGUCUAAACAUCCUCAAACGUCUGAACAAAUUGGACAAGGAUUCGCUGGGAAUCAUCCUGGACUAUCUGACCGAUAGCGAUCUGGUUCGGGUGGUGGCCGUUUCCUCUGGGUGGCGUCGCAUCGUCGAGGAACACCGUCGAACGCACCGGCGACUGCGGGACCAUUUGGCACGGGAAGUGCACGUCAAGGAGAAUCUCGACCGUACCGGUUCUACUUCGAUUUCCUCGCGCGAUAGCAGUCUGCUGUGGAAAACCGCAUCGGUGGUUAGCUCUGACGGAGGCAAGGAAUUUGCACCGGCAUCGAUCCAGCGGCAGCCGUUCAGUCUGUGCAACUCGAUCGACGGCAACCAGUCGGCCGGGGGCGAGCUCAGGCGUUUCGGAUCGGUGCAGAAGUCACCGCCGGUCAGUCCGUCCAAGAGGAAGUUCCGCGAGAAUCAGAAGAUUGCCUCGCACCUGAAGAGAUCGGAAAGACUGAAACCAUGCCCUCGCUGUGAAAAACCCAGCCGUGUCGUGCUGACCAAAUCGUCCAUCAAACAGGCCCUGGCUACCGGAUCGCUAGACUCGUCCACCGUCCUCCUAACGGUCGUCGGGGGAAAGCUAGAGAAAUCCUACACGUUACCUGAGUCCCUAAUCGAUUGCACCGCCGCCGAAUCCACCAUCAUAGACAGUCCGGCGUCUCCCAUCAAUUCGGAUCGCAUCCGUAAGAACCUGUUCUCGACCAGCUUGCUGCCUCGGUCCCAAUCGGUGGACGUGCAAACUCCGGUGGCGCGAACUCCCCGCCGACGCAUUUCCACGGAUGCCCUCGGAUCGUCCGCGUCGUUGCUUGAACGUAAGCUGACGACCAGAAACGGUAAGAGCAAGUCCGCCGAAGGAAUUCAAUGUGAUUAUGCAGUCUGCAGUGGCAAAAGCUGCGGCUUCACGUUCUGUAUUAAGUGUUUGUGUGAGUACCAUCCGAAUUCGGUGUGCAUAGAUUUGGCACCCAAUUCGCCUAGCAAAGAGGACGAACCGGCGCACAAUGUUGCAUGCAGUAAGCAAAGCCGCCGUUCGUUACUGAGACUACGAAAGUAGGGAGAGAGGACUGUUAUAAGUCAAGCAUACUAACCGAAAGGUAUUUUUUCGAUUGUUUUUAAGCAGUGACAGUUAUUUAUUGCUAUUUUUAGUAUAGGUAAAAGACUAUGUUCCAAGUUUUUCCCAGUUGAUUACUCUUAUUCGCCUAUUUUGUAUGCAUUUCUUUUUUUAAAGUGUUUUUUUAAUCAGUGAUGAGAUUGUACGAAUUUUGAUUUUACCCAAGCACGAUUUUUUUUAAACCACCAAUAUUAUAUAAGGAAAAGAAAUCAGGCAAAAUAGCUUUGUGAGCCUGCUCAUUAGAAAAUUAAUAUAUUUUUGAUUAGUCAAGGUAAAAAACAAACCAACUGCGGAGAAUCAUUCCAUGCUUUUUUAUUUCGCCUUGUAUCUAAACUUGGUUCAACAACAAUCUUAGCCCAGUGUAUGUACUACUCCGAAUAGACAUCCUGCGAAACAAAAGACUUAUGAUGAGAACAAAUUUACUUUUUCUUCCCAAAGAAGUAUUUCUUAGCCCUUUUUUUUCUCUAUACGUAGUUAGGUAACCGUACAGUGAACAAGCGGACUUAUGUCUACUGAAGUCGAACAAUGAAGCACUCGAAUAAAUCAAUAUUAGGUUUUUUACCCUCAUGACACAAAUAUGGCUAGUUUUCUGCAAAUAUAGUAAACACGACAUUUUGGAUGCUACCUCGUAAUUUAAAACAAACAAAAUAUUACCCCUAUAAAAAUAAGCUCAAAGAACAAGCAAAAACUUAGGUCAGCUU